Molecule: messenger RNA, 1188 nt
Organism: Trichomonas vaginalis G3
Lineage: Eukaryota; Parabasalia; Trichomonadida; Trichomonadidae
Exons: 1
Coding region: 1-1188 (395 amino acids)
Source: RefSeq, a predicted model, not a curated record
AUGAGUUCUGGUGUCAAAGUAGCGGUCAUUAUCAUUGCAGUUUAUGCUAUUUGUGGACUCAUUGCAUUUAUUAUUUUUUGUAUUGCUAUUUCAAAGCAUCCGGAUAGAGCAAUACGUUUUGGAUGUCUAUUUUAUUGUUGCUAUUCGCGAUUCCCUGGAUUUUUCAGUGCAGCAUUUGAUUAUUAUUAUAUUCAACAAGAUCACGAAGCUGAUUGUGCAUAUCCAUUAGCACAAUACAUUCUUAGCUGUUGGAUCUGUGAAUGUUGUGGUUGCUGUGACUUAAAAUGGCCUUUUUGCCCACAUGAAAGAGCAAUUUGUGAUGAUGUACUUAUUCAUUGUGAUUAUUGCUGUGGCUGCACUUGCAAAUGUAAGGAUGAUGAACACUGCUGCAAGGAAGUAUGUUGCUUCAGGAUUUCCCAUGAUGAACACACUCGGUGUCGUUGUCUUCAAUGCGAUGAGUUCUGCCCAUUAUGCACAGAAGGUGAAUAUUGUUUUGAGUGUUUCUGUGCAAUAUUCUUCUUUAUACCUUACAUUCUAUAUUCAUUGGCUGCAUAUCUUUUGUUCCCACUAACGCUAUUGUGUGUUUCAUGCGCUUCAGGCGGUAAUGCAAACAAGAGGGAGAAAUAUUUCGAAGAAAAUAAGGAUAAAAUAAUAGAGGAAAGUGAAAAACGAAAAGCAGAGUAUGCAAAAAUGACUCCUGAAGAAGCUGCCAAAGCAAGGAAGGAGAGAAGGAGUCAACACAAUCAACUAAUAAUGAAAAAACGACAGGAAAAAUAUGAAAAACAGCAGCGAAAGCUACAAGGUCAAACGCAACAGGCAGCCCCUCAAGAUUUUAAUCAAAAUCAGCAACAACCUGGACAGUACUAUAUUCCUCCACAACAAAAUGGUCAACAGCAGCCUGGUCAGCCUGCUCCUUAUGGAUAUUAUGCACCACCUCCUCAGCAACCUGGUCAGCCACCUCCUUAUGGAUAUUAUGUACCACCUCAACAACAACCUGGUCAGCAACCUGCUCCUAAUGCUUAUUACCAGCCUCCUCCACAGCAGGGAGCACCACCUGGUUAUGCAUAUUAUUAUCAAUAUCCACAGCAACCAGGACAACAGCCCCCACAACAAUAUUUGCAAGCGCCUCAGCAGCCUCCUCAGCCACCACAGCAACCUCCGGAAAAUAAAAAUCCGGAAUCAAAGUGA